UCACCUACAGUCAGCCAUGGCACACAGCAGAUGUUUCUAGCUUCUUCAUUAAACACUUGACUCCAAAACCAUAUCGAUCUUACAUAAAAACUGUUAAUGAUAUCUGAACAGCUCAGUAUGGAAGAUCUUCAUCUUCAUCUUCACCUGGAGACAGUCCAACAUGGCGUCUGAUGCGUCUCCUCCAGGUGAUGAUGAGGUGAAGGAGAGGAGGAGGAGGAAGAGGAGGGAGCGGGAGGUGAGGAGGAAGGAGGUACAGGAUGUGGACAUUGAGGAGUUAACAUCCGCUGGUCACAGAGCUCUGCAGGAGGGACGUACUGAAGACGCUCUGAGCUACUUCAACAACGCUCUGAAGGCUGCAGGACAGCUGCAGGACUCUCGGGUCGUCCGGGCCUGUUCCUUUAACCUUGGUGCAGCCUACGUGGAGGCGGGACAGCCUAAGAAGGGUCUGGACCUCCUGUGUCAGGCUCAACCUGGUCCGAAGGCCGACCGGCUCCCAGAUCUCCAGUUCAACCUGGCCCUGGCCCACAAUGCACUGGGGCAGAGCCAAGAGGCAUCUGCCUACUUCCUGCAGGCAGCUCAGCUGUACAGAUCACAGGGAGACGGAGGCAGCGAGGGAGACGCCUGCAUGGAGAUGAGCCGCUGCUACAGCAGAGCACAGGACUGGUCUCUGGCGGUUCAGGGUUUCCUGAGGGCUGCAGAGAGUUACAGAGUGGCAGACAUGUUGGAUUCUGCAGCCACAGCCCUCAAAGAGGCAGGAAGUCACAUGCUCCAAUCAGAUCAGUUCAGUCAUGAUGACAUCAUUGGCGUGCUGGCAGAGUGUCUGAGUUUGACAAACAGCAUCACCGACCCGAGGAUUCUGGGUGAGCUGUACCUGUCAGUGGGCGUGUCUUACUGUCAGCUCAGGUGUUUCCAGGAGGCGGUGCAGUGUUUCCAGCAGGCUCUGGGCCCCACAGCUCAGCAUCCCCCUCUGCUGGCCAAAGUGCUGCACAACCUGGGAGCCGCUCUGAACUCUCUGGGCCAGUUCACACCUGCUGUGGAGUACCACAGGCUGGCUGCUGGACUCUACGGCUCUCUGGGUUACCGUGGCGACCAGGCUCGGUGUUUCAGUAACCUGGCGUUUGCCUGCAGUCAGCUGGGUGAUGAAGAGGAGGCAGCAGAGAGCUUCUUGCACGCUCUGCAGGGAUUCAGAGACACAGAGGACCACAUGGCUCAGGUUCAGGUGUGUGAGUCGUUAGCCGAGUGUUUCCUGAAGCAGAGGAAGCAGCACAAAGCUGUUCAGCUCUACAAACAGGCUCUGACGGCUCUGUCUCACUGCAAGGACAGUUCUGGUGAUAUCCGGGAUCGACUGGUGGAGCGUCUGACGGCAGCUCUGCAGCAAAGUGUGCAGAGACCACGUCCACCAAGACCACACCCUUUCAGCCCACCUGUCGGACAGCAGAUCAGGAAGAGUGAUGUCACACAGAGUCCAGGCAGAGCGUCCAAUCAGCAGCCACAUGAUCAGAGGGGGGAGGGGCAAGGAUCACAGCAGGAGGCCACAGGUAGACAGGAAGCAGCAGAGCAUUCUGGGUCAGCAAGAGAUGGAGCCACUGAGGGACCUGAGUACAUGAGCAUGGCACCUGGACUGCACAGUUUAGACCAGGCAGACCAGUCAGACCGGCCUCACACUGACAGUGAAACCUCAUUGGUCCAGGAGGCAGCGGCUCCGCCCACCAGUCCAGGUGGCAUCAGAGAGACCACAGCUCUUGUAGCCAGGUGGAGGUCUCGGUUCUGUUCACUGAUGUAGACUCACAAGGCUGAUGCUGUAAUCGAUCGUUUAUUGAUUACUGACCUUCAAUCUGGACUUCAAAUGAAGAGUCUGGAAAGUCUGGAGGAUUUUAAGACUGAAAUACAGAUACAGUAUGUGUGUGAGUCAUUUAUCAGACUGACCGUUCCUUUAGAAACAGGAAUAAUUAUUAUCAUCACCAGCCGCGACAACAGUGGUGCUGUUUUAACCUUGUGAGUCUGUGUGGGGGAUCGCGGUCUCCACACUUUACGCCACAGGCCCACAUUCACUUUAAGUCACAGACUGCUGUAUUGCAGCUGGAGUGAUCCCAGUGUGAGAUGGUCUCUAGUUAUUGUUAUUAAUAUAAAUAACAUCAGCGUCUCCUGGUGAUGAUCAGUUGAUUAUCUCUGCCGUAAAAACUUUCUCAGGAUCAGAUUUAUUUUCCCGCUGAUACAUCCUGACUCAUGUUUAAUACAUCAGAGACUUUAUUCUGCUGAUCAAGCACACACACACACACACACACACACACACACAAACCCUGUACUUCUAUACUUAUGAGAACCCUCAUUGACAAAAUGCAUUCCCUAGACCCGAAACCUGAUUCUCCUGAACCUCAAGAGUCAGAACCCUCAAACACACCUCUGAAGGUCUGUCUAAAGUUGAGAACCAGACAAACUGUCCUCACUUUCCAAAAAUGUCCUCACUCUCAAUGUCCAAAACUCAAAUUGGUUCUCAGAGAUAGAUGUAAAUGUGCACACAUGAUGAUGAAUGUUGUUACAUGUGUAACUGUUGUCAGAGAGGAACAUGAUCUAAAAUAAAGAAUAAUUCUAUCUUCACA
This is a messenger RNA of Epinephelus lanceolatus (giant grouper), 2600 nucleotides long. RefSeq names its product tetratricopeptide repeat domain 24 (gene ttc24). NCBI's taxonomy places the organism in Eukaryota, Metazoa, Chordata, Actinopteri, Perciformes, Serranidae. Gene Ontology annotation, molecular function: protein binding. The record is from RefSeq and is a predicted model, not a curated record.